Molecule: messenger RNA, 2306 nt
Organism: Cololabis saira (Pacific saury)
Lineage: Eukaryota; Metazoa; Chordata; Actinopteri; Beloniformes; Belonidae
Gene: pum3
Product: pumilio RNA-binding family member 3
Exons: 18
Coding region: 60-1973 (637 amino acids)
Biological process (GO): regulation of translation
Cellular component (GO): nucleolus
Molecular function (GO): mRNA binding
Source: RefSeq, a predicted model, not a curated record
CUAGGGACGGAAAACACGUGGCGUGCAGGAGUCGGAAACCUUCCCACUCCUACAUAAAGAUGAAGCCCACAUCCACAAAAUCUUUUGGUCCUAAAGGUGGAAAACAGCCUAUCCGGACAGGAAAAGACUCCAUCGGAACCAAAUUUGGUGGGAGACCAGCAAACAAAGCAGGCAAAAAAAGGCCCUUCAAACCACACAACACAGAGAAGAAGAGCGGACCAGGGAACGAAGGCGGUUUCAAAGCUCGGAAAGGGCUGCAGGGGAAGAGAAAACUGGAAGAGGAUGACGGUCCAGCAAAGAAGUUCAAGAAAGGAAAGUUUCAAUCGGAAAGGAAUGCAGGACCGUCCCAAGAGGACCUGAAGAACCGACACCAGAAGAAGAAGGAACUGAAGAAGACCAGACAGCAGGGGGAAAGGAAUGAAAUGUUUGACAUCAUCUGCCAGUCCAAACAACUGUGGGGAGACCUCAGGAAGAAGAAGUGUGAUGAGGAGGAAAAGAAGAAACUGAUGAACCAGCUCCAUGAUCUGAUUCGGGGGAAGAUCAAACAGAUGGCAUUUGCUCACGAUUCUGUGCGGGUCCUGCAGUGUUUCAUCCAGUUUGGAAGCCAUAAGCAGAGACAGGAAGUGUUUGAGGACGUCAAAGAUGAUGUAAUUUCUCUGUGCAAAUCGAUGUACGGCAAACAUGUGGUGAAAAAACUACUGAUGUACGGAAACAAGGAGGUAGUUGCAGGUGUGAUCCAAACAUUUAAGGGUCACGUUCGGACGAUGCUUCGCCAUGCUGCCGCCUCAUCCAUCAUAGAGUACGCCUACAACGACAAAGCCGUGCUCGGUCAGAGGCUCUUCCUCUCUGAUGAGCUGUAUGGGAACACCUACACUGUCUGCAAGUCGUCCGAGUGUAACACCAUUGAAAAGGUUCUGAAGGCAAACCCGGAAAAGCUGAACUACAUCAUGGACGAGAUGAAGCAGAUUCUCACACCCAUGGCCCAGAAAGAACAAGUGAUCAAACAUUCUUUGGUCCACAAAGUCUUCCUGGAUUUCUUCCUUUUUGCACCUGACAAGCUGAGAUCGGAGAUGAUCGAGUCCAUCAGAGAGGCCGUCGUCUACAUGGCUCACACGCAUGACGGUGCCCGAGUGGCAAUGCACUGCCUGUGGCACGGAACAGCUAAGGACAGAAAAGUCAUCAUCAAAACCCUGAAGACGUUUAUGGUGAAGUUUGCCAUGGGGGAGUUUGCUCAUCUGGCUCUUCUAGCGAUGUUUGACUGUGUUGACGACACCAAACUGGUCAGACAGGCAGUUCUCUCAGAGAUUUUGUCAUCUCUGGAUGAAGUCAUCAGGAAUAAGUACGGGAAAAAGGUUCUCCUGUACCUGCUGAGCCCGAGAGACCCAUCUCACCUGCUGCCAGAGAUCAUCCAGGUGCUGGAGCAAGGAGAUGGAAACACUCAGAGUAAAAAGGACGCAGCUACAAGAAGGAAGGAGCUGCUGGAAGCCGUCUCCCCUGCCCUGCUGACUUACCUGGGUGAAAACGCUGAAGCCAUGGUGACGGACAAGGCUACCAGCGUCAUCAUCAGUGACAUCUUGGCAUCAGCCUGUGGAGACCUGCGGCCUGCUAUGACAGCCGUGGCUCAACUGGCCAGUCAGGACUUGGUGCCGGGAGGGAGCAACGGAAAGCUUCACGUGGCGGAACAUCCCGCAGGACACCUGGUGCUUAAAUGGCUCAUAGAGCAGGACGUCACACUGGCAGAAGCUGGAAAAGAAGAGCGGUUCGGCAGGAUUCUGGUGGACACAGUUGGAGCAGAUAAAUUAAAGAGCUGGGUGAAAGUCAACAGAGGAGCCAUGGUGCUCUGCAGCCUUCUCAAAAGCUGCGACAAGUCUGUGGGUGCAGAGGUGAAAUCGGCGCUCAAGUCCAUCACAUCAGAGCUAUUAGAAAUCAGCAAAGACAACAAAGGAGCUGCAAUCCUCCUGCAAUCCUCCUGAAAUCCCCCUGAGCAACCUGAACAAGUAGAAACUGAUUAUCCCAAACAAACUGCUGGCGUCAAAAGCUUCUUCUUUUCCAUUUGGGGCAGGAAAUGCAGCUGGGAGAAUACCCCUCGGCUCCAAACAUUUCCGGAAACACAAGUUCGUUACAGGAUGUUCAAGGAGGUGUAGGAUUUUGUACCCGUUUUAUUUUUUUGUGUAACUGUUUUAAGUGUUUUCAGAAUCCACGGCUUUAGGAGAACAACCGGAUGUCAAAAUGUAACUAAUUUGAAAUGUAACAGUUUGAAGUACAUAUGAAAGAAAAACAAUAUUAAAAUAUUUCUUCUUCAAAAA